AAGGCAUCUAUUACUGUUGAUGGCCACAGAGUAAUGCCAAAACACAGGCGUGUUUACCUGAUGCAAUGAAGGCGAACCUGAAGCUUACAGCGAUACAUGGACACGGACGUUCGUGUAUCUGGCUGUCGGUGUUAGUUUUCCAGUACUGCUUCCAACUAAGCGCUUCCUUAGUUUUCUGGACUGCCUAUGUGGAUGUCGAAUACUUUGACAGAGUAUCUAAUGAAACGGUGAACAGCAAAUGUGAGUGUGGCAUAUUUGGAGUGGACUCACCCUUGCAGCUUGUUUCCGGCCAAGUAGUGCUUCCAAACCGGGAUCCUCUGGCGUGCUCGACGGACACUACUUUCACCGCCGAAGACCAGCCAUGGAUCGCCCUGAUCAAAAAAGGAAACUGCAGCUAUUCACAGAAGAUACAAGCUGCCCAACGAGAAGGAGCCUCGGCUGUGGUCAUUUACAACAUAGAUGGGACAGGCAAUGAAACUCUCCUGAUGCCCCAUCCAGAGGCUGAUGACAUAGUUGCCCUCAUGGUUGGCAAUAUUUUAGGCACAGAAAUGGCUAACCGGAUUAAGAAUGGGUCAGAUGUGUCCAUGAUGAUCGUGGUGGCCAAUGCUCACGUCCUGUGGUACAGCACUACAUGGGCGUUCGCGCUGUCCUUCACCUUCAUUGGCAUAACGGCCAUCACAAUGCUCUACUUAGCUUUCCUGUUCAUCAGACGAAUACACAGAAUCCGACAACUCCGUGCACUAGAGAUGGAGAUAAAGAGAGAGAAUGAAAAGGCAAUAGCAAAGUUAGCAGUGCGGACUCUGCGGACGGGCGACCCGGAGGUUGAAUCGGAGGACGUGAGCUGUGCCGUGUGCACCGACUCAUUCAAAGCCAAUGAACAGGUCACCGUUUUGCCCUGCAGACAUUUGUAUCAUAAGAAGUGCAUCGAGCCGUGGCUCCUGGAGCACCCCACCUGCCCCAUGUGUAAAUUUCACAUCAUCAAAUACAAGAUUGAUGAGGAGAGCGAUGAGCCACCUUCAUCAUCAUCAUCAUCAUCAUCAUCACCACCAUCAGGUGAGACGUUCUGUCUAGCUGUGAUCAGGACAGAGCAGCUCAACACAUCUAACAGUCAAAGCACAGACACAGCCCUUGGACAUCAAUCAGACUGUUAUUACAGUGGGUCGGAGAUCCAGACAGCACACAUUUAUGAGAACCUUGCGUUUGAAGAACCAGAGAAGAUGGAGCAUCACAACAUCAGCAGCCGAGAUUAACACUGCUGCAAUACUCAAUACUGUAAUAUAUUAUCUACUAGACAAACAUGUGUGCAAUGUGUCAAAAGAAUAUAUAUAUAUAUAUAUAUAUAUAUAAAGUGAUAAAAUAAUAAGAAACCUAAACUGGGAUGUUCAAAGUGUGACAGACUAUUUAUUAAUAAUUGUUUAAUUAAUGAAGAUUUCACAGCUUUCUCUUUUUUUUUUUUUUUUAGAAAAAUGUUUAACAUGAUUUACUAAUGUGACAGCUUGCUAACCUGUCAUGAACUCAGUAAAAUUUGUACUGCAAGCUAAACAAGGAUUUGAAUCUCUUUUAAUGCCAUAACAAGAGCUGUCAGGUUGUACACUAAUAUAGGUUAAAUUACCUGAUGUUCAUCAACUAGUUACUGCAAGGCUUAAAGGACUGCAUUACACUUUCACAGUACUUCAUAUUACUUAUCUGAGACAUCUGCAGCCUUCCAUGAAAAUAAAAAAAAAGAAGCUGGGGUACAGCACCUUCCACACUUACCUUUUAAUAUAGAACUUGUUACUGAUUACUUGUGAUCUAUUUAGCAGACAGCUCAGAAUCCAAAGAACAAAGAACUGUUGAAUACUUAAAUCGCUCAAUUUAUCAAAACGUAUAGUUGUAUAGAAAUUAGGUGCCUGAGUACCAAUCGUUCAGCAGUUUUCCACUGGCCUGUAUUCGUCUAAGCAGCUAACUUCCUCCUUUUUUGGCACUGGAAUAUUAUCAGAUGCUUUGUAACACGCUGGAACUCUGCAUACCUUUAACAGCCAGCAGACAAUAUCAAUAUCAUUGGUACAAUAGUGUAAAUUUCUCACUGGCAGCUGAUUUGAAGUCUGGGUCUCCUUUUUUCUGCUGUUCUGUGUAUGCAGUGGAUUUCUAACUUGAUAUUCUUCAUUCACAAAGAGGUGAGUCAUGGGACUAGCAGUGCUAACAGACCUGCCUGUCUCUCAGUUGAAUUGUUAAAUUGCAGU
Molecule: messenger RNA, 2222 nt
Organism: Labeo rohita (rohu)
Lineage: Eukaryota; Metazoa; Chordata; Actinopteri; Cypriniformes; Cyprinidae
Gene: rnf128b
Product: RING finger protein 148
Exons: 7
Coding region: 66-1250 (394 amino acids)
Source: RefSeq, a predicted model, not a curated record